Messenger RNA from Arabidopsis thaliana (thale cress), 1347 nucleotides. Its product is annotated as HD domain-containing metal-dependent phosphohydrolase family protein. The transcript is spliced from 19 exons. The record is from RefSeq and is marked reviewed. Lineage: Eukaryota; Viridiplantae; Streptophyta; Magnoliopsida; Brassicales; Brassicaceae. The coding region runs from base 1 to 1347 and encodes 448 amino acids.
AUGGGAGAGUAUUGCAAUGAAGACCUGAGUUGUUUUCCGGCGAAUGAACUCCGGUUCAGCAAACAUGUCCACGACAACGUUCAUGGAAACAUCUAUCUUGAUCCUCUUUGUUUAAAAUUCAUUGACACUGAGCAGUUCCAAAGGCUUCGUGAACUAAAGCAACUUGGAGUGACAAACAUGGUAUAUCCAGGAGCUGUACAUUCUAGAUUUGAGCACUCUCUAGGUGUGUAUUGGCUUGCAGGUGAAACUGUUCAGAGGCUCAAAACUUUCCAGGGAAUGGAGCUUGGUAUUGACAAUCAUGAUCUUCAGACUGUGAGACUUGCUGGACUUCUCCAUGACAUUGGCCAUGGGCCUUUCAGUCAUAUGUUUGAGCGUGAGUUCCUCCCAAAGGUCAUAAGUGGCUGUCAGUGGUCUCAUGAGUUAAUGUCUAUAAACAUGAUUGACUAUAUAGUCGAUACACAUCACAUAGAUGUUGAUGCAAAAAUGCUAAAAAGAGUCAAAGACAUGAUACUAGCUAGUACUGAAGUUUCAGAGCUGAAAGGCAAUGCAGAGAAGCGUUUCUUGUAUGACAUUGUUGCUAAUGGUCGAAAUGGGAUUGAUGUGGAUAAGUUUGACUACAUUGUCCGAGACUCUCGAGCUUGUGGACUAGGGUGCAACUUUCAGUUUCAAAGACUAACAGAACCAAUGAGAGUCAUAGACAAUGAAAUCUGCUACCCCGCCAAGGAAUAUCGUACUGUCCACAAGUUGUUUGCAACUCGAGCUGAUCUUUGUGGAACCGUCUACAUGCAUCCCAAAAAAAUGGCCAUAGAGCUUAUGAUAGUAGAUGCAAUGGUCAAAGCCAACAAUGUCUUGGAGAUUUCUUCUAUGAUUAAUGAUCCUUCUCAAUACUGGAAGUUAGACGACACAAUCCUCAAAACGAUUGAAAGAUCUCCAGAUCCAGAACUUGCAGAAGCUAAAGAGCUGAUACUCCGCCUUAGCAGAAGGCACUUGUACCAAUUCUGUAACGAGUAUGCGGUACCAAAGGACAAAAUCGAUCAUUUCAAACCUAUCACUCCUGAAGAUAUCAUCUGUUUCUCAGAAGAAGAUAUAGCUGUUACAAACGUCAAGAUUGAUUUAGCUCGUGGGAGAGAAAAUCCUCUUGAAUGCAUCAACUUCUAUAAGGAUUAUAAUAGUGCAGAGAAGUUUGUGAUACCUGAGGACAGAGUUAGCCACUUGUUACCAACAACAUAUCAAGAAAUGAUAGUGAGAGUAUAUGCCAAAAAACCAGAAUUGGUAGAAGCAGUUUCUGAGGCAUUUGAAAACUUCCAAAUGAGAACGUAUGGAAUCAAAGCUCAAGUACUGAUGUAA